AUGCUAUUAGUCGCAACACUUCUCAUCGUUCUUGGUACUAGUGCCUAUGGUCAACUUCAAUUGACAAUUCGUGACAAUGGAAAAUUGUGUUCCCCAUGGAUAACGGUAGAUGGUGGUCAAGUGUCACUGUCAUAUACACAGAAUCAAGAAUGUGCCGGACAAGUUGGUUUUGAGCAGGACAAUAUGCGAGUUCGUCUCUGUUGUCAAGUAAUGUCUACAACUACAUCAUCACCUAUCUUUCCUCGUGAAUGUGGUAAACAACAAUAUCAACCAUCCAGACCACGUAUUGUGGGAGGAACACAUGCUCGUCCAAAUUCAUGGCCAUGGCAAGUGCGUAUACAAGCUGGUAAUGGUCUCUGUGGUGGAACUCUAAUUGAUACAAGACAUGUUUUAACAGCAGCUCAUUGUUUUCAAACACCACCUGUUAUACAAAAUCAUAUGGUCUAUGUCGGUUCGCAUUAUAUUAAUCGAACAGCCUAUAAUGAACAGAAAAUUGCUGCAGAACGAAUUUUUAUGCAUGAACAGUACAAUGCAGAGACAAGCGAAAAUGAUGUUGCUAUUAUUCGUCUUUCAAGACCAGUGACAAUUUCAGACAAGAUCAAUAUUAUCUGUUUACCAGGUCCUGAAGCACACAAUGAGAAUGAAACAGUUUGGGUUGCUGGUUGGGGUACAACAUCAUUUCAAGGUGAUUCAGGAGGACCAUUGAUGUACGAAUCAAAUGGACGAUGGUUUUUGAACGGUGUUGUUAGUUAUGGCCAUGAAUGUGCUCUAGAUGGAUAUCCUGGUGUUUAUGCUCGUGUUAGCUAUUAUCUACCAUGGAUCAGAAGUAAAAUGAGUGCAGCUUAG
Molecule: messenger RNA, 846 nt
Organism: Rotaria sordida
Lineage: Eukaryota; Metazoa; Rotifera; Eurotatoria; Philodinida; Philodinidae
Source: the annotation of a GenBank genome assembly